Molecule: messenger RNA, 3941 nt
Organism: Nycticebus coucang (slow loris)
Lineage: Eukaryota; Metazoa; Chordata; Mammalia; Primates; Lorisidae
Gene: RGMB
Product: repulsive guidance molecule BMP co-receptor b
Exons: 3
Coding region: 136-1410 (424 amino acids)
Biological process (GO): BMP signaling pathway
Cellular component (GO): plasma membrane
Molecular function (GO): coreceptor activity
Source: RefSeq, a predicted model, not a curated record
CCAUCGCGGGCCUGAAGGAGGAAGAAGAGGAAGCGAGGCGCGCCCGCCGGCCCAUGCGGCGGCCCCGGGCCGGGACCCGCCACGGCGCCAGCGCCGCCGCCCUCGCCGGAGCCCGCGGGCCCUGCAUGGACGGGCAUGGGCUGGGGAGCCGCGCCCGCCCGCGCCGCCGGGGCCGAGCGCCGCCGCCUCCGCCCGCCGGAGCUGCUGCUGCUGCUGCUGAGCCUCGGGCUGCUCCACGCAGGUGACUGCCAACAGCCGGCCCAGUGCCGGAUUCAGAAAUGCACCACCGACUUCGUGGCCCUGACCUCACACCUGAACUCUGCCACUGAGGGCUUUGACUCUGAGUUUUGCAAGGCCCUACGAGCCUAUGCUGGCUGCACCCAGCGAACUUCGAAAGCCUGCCGCGGGAACUUGGUGUACCACUCGGCUGUGCUGGGCAUCAGUGACCUCAUGAGCCAGAGGAAUUGUUCCAAGGACGGACCCACGUCUUCUACAAACCCUGAAGUGACCCAUGAUCCUUGUAACUAUCACAGCCUGGCAGGCGUCAGAGAACAUAGGGGAGGGGACCAGGAUACUCCCAACUACCUUUUCUGUGGCUUGUUUGGAGACCCUCACCUUAGAACUUUCAAGGAUCACUUCCAGACGUGCAAAGUGGAAGGGGCCUGGCCUCUCAUAGAUAACAAUUAUCUUUCGGUGCAAGUGACAAAUGUGCCCGUGGUCCCUGGAUCCAGCGCUACUGCCACAAAUAAGAUCACCAUCAUCUUCAAAGCGCACCAGGAAUGCACAGACCAGAAGGUCUACCAGGCCGUGACAGAUGACCUGCCCGCCGCCUUCGUGGACGGCACCACGAGCGGCGGGGACGGCGAUGCCAAGAACCUGCUCAUCGUGGAGCGCGAGAGCGGCCGCUACGUGGAGAUGCACGCGCGCCACAUCGGCACCACGGUGUUCGUGCGUCAGCUGGGCCGCUACCUGACGCUGGCCGUGCGCAUGCCGGAGGCCCUAGCCAUGUCCUACGAGGAGAGCCAGGACCUGCAGCUGUGCGUGAAUGGCUGUCCCCUGAGCGAGCGCAUCGAUGACGGCCAGGGCCAGGUGUCGGCCAUCCUGGGGCGCGGCCCACCUCGCGCGGCCCUGGGGCAGGCCUGGCCGGGCCACACGCUGGAGACGGCCAGCAGCCAGUGCCACGAGAAGAUGCCGGUGCGGGACAUCUACUUCCACUCCUGCGUCUUCGACCUGCUCACCACGGGCGACGCCAACUUCACCGCAGCCGCCCACAGCGCGCUGGCUGAUGUGGCUGCGCUGCACCCGCGCCGCGAGCGCUGGCACAUCUUCCCCCGCGCGGGGGCCGCGCGCUCCGCUGCCACCGCAGCCGGCCUGGGGCUCACCUGCUGCGCCCUCGUCCUGUUUUUGUAGGGUUGUCUUCGUUUUUUUAUUUCUUGUCUAUAGCAAAAUUUUAAAAUAUAUAUUGUCAUAAUAUAUUGAGUAAAAGAGCAUAUGUGUAUAGACCGUGUAUAUGACGGGGUGCUGGCCCCGCGCCCUCGGGACUGUACAGCUGCGUCGCCUGUUCUCGCAUGUGUUGGAUGUAGUAUUCUUUGAUUGUAUCAAUUUUGUUUUGCAGUUUUGUGAAAUGUUUUAUAAUGUCCCUGCCGGGGGACCUGUUAGAAAGCACUUUAUUUUUUAUAUAUUAAAUAUUUAUGUGUGUACCUGGUUAACACGUGCAGUGCAUACACAGACGCUGCACGCAGCAGCGUCUCUUCCAGGUGUCCGGUCGCCCGUGGCCGCCCUCGCUGUCCCCUCCUGCCCUUCCCGCGGCUGCUGAUCAGCGCAGAGCUGCAUCCUUGACCUGCCCUGCUUGAUGAGAAAGGUGGUGAAGCCCCGAACAGGUGCAGUGACUUUUGACUGCUAGACGCUAACCCAAAAGCCCCCUUCCUCUCCAACCGCUGUUACCCUUCCAGAAAGGGACGGUAUCACCGCCCUUCUUACGACGCCCAAUUCUGAUCACACAGCUGACCGCAGAGAGUGUGUCAGGCCGGGCCACGUGAGCGGCUGCUCCCUGGGGUCUAGAGAUGAUUUCAUAGGUAAAUCCAAGGCGCCUUGCUAGACCCCAACAGCUCUCAGACUUUUCUCAUCCCAUUCCCCUUUUAAAUGGUAGCUUUUCCCUCUUACCUGGUCUAGGUUGAGCAGAAUGUGAAACCAUUAAUUCCGUGAUGACCAUGCCUGCCCUUUCUCCUCUGCAGGGCUGUGCAAGCCCAGGCCUUGCCCUUGUCCUGCGUGCUGGGGAGCCCUCUCCCCCGACUGGGUUGGCCCACCUGACCUUGCUGCCGGGAUCCAGGGCCUGGGCUCCAGAUUGUUUUUCUAGUAUAGAAACUAGACCCCACCACAAGGGCUCUUCCUGCUCCUCGUCCCCCACACCACAGCCUUGGCCACAGCUCUGACAUCUGUGUGUGAUGGGACGGUGGAGACCGUCACACAGAGAAGCUGCUUUGGCCUGGCUCAGUGUGGCGGCUCCUGGUGCUGGCUACUCCCCAGUUCUCCUUAACUAGGCCUGUGCUCCCCAGUCUUUUUUUAAAAUCAGGUGCUCUGUCUCGUAAUGCCUGUGGGUAUUAAUUUAAUUGGUUGCUCAUGUGACUUGGUGAGAUCCCUAUGAAGUAAAACAAUCUUUUCUUGCCGUUUCCAUUCCGUGUCACUUCCUCCUUACAAACUGAAAAGGGCCACAGGCAGGAGCAGUGACUGACAAAGUCAACCCCAGGACAGGUGGUGGAUGUUGGUCUGUGUGGUUCCAGGAAGAAGUGACACAGUGUGUACUUUAAAUAAUUCAAGUUCACAUAAACAGAAACAAAAGGCAUGAAGUUUAAAAACCACAGUAAUUUAGGCCACGACUGUGCUUAGAGUUAAGUGGCCGGGUAAUUUCUUUUGCCAUGUCCUAUCAAGCAGUGGUACUGUCAGAGGCCCAGACUGGCAGAAAAAGAGGAUGUCAUUUUCGGGAAGUUCUGUUUCUUGGUGAGUUGACUUGCCAUCCAGUCACAGGGUGGAUUUGUGAGUUCAUCUGGAGGGCAAACCUCUCUGCCUUCUGGGGUGUGAGAGAAUAGUCUUGGGCAGUCUGGGGAAAUAAUGAAGGUGCCCGUGGCCUCUCAGGCUGAGACCUGUUGUCCUUUUCUGGAAGCUGGGCGAGGGCCUGCCAGCCGCUUGCUGUGCACAGCAGCCACUUCGCUCACUCGCGUACCAAGUAGAGUAGCGUGGACAGGAAAAACACGGAGGAUACUUGUAACCACUAUUUUUGUGCAAAUAGUAUGAAAGUGAAGUAAAAGCAAUAGUAAAAAUUUCAAUGGUAUCUGGGUUUAUAGUAGGUAUGAUUUAUAUACUUCUGUUCUUUUCAGGGAAAAUAAAACAACCACCUCUACUCGUAGUUGGGAAGAGAAAAUCUGGCUGUUUUGCCAUGCCAUUCAGCUCCAAGGGUCGCUUUCAUGGUCAGCUGUUCUCCUUCUCAUCAGUUUCCUUGUAAAACAAUUCCCACAAAUCCCUUUCAGAAAUACAAGUAAUUCUCUGGAUAAGGGCAAGGUUUGCAGAUGUCUUCUCUGGGGUUUCUAGAGAAAAUGCUGCUUGCCCACGUUGGUUCUUGAAGUCCUUUGCCAGAAGAGUUUUGGGUGAUACCAACCUGUGACUAGCCUGUAGCUGUUGAGGAGGUCUCCUCCGGGAGCUUCAAACUUGGGCGAAAACACUUGUUUGCACAGAUGCUCCACAUGGCUGUCUUUAAAAAGACUCAAAACUUUCUUUGUCCUCUUUGUUAUGCUUGGAAACCCCAUAGUGUCAAGUUUUUACAAAGAAACCUUUAGAUGUGGUUCCUAGGUACAUGAAUACGUAUCUGUGUAAAACAGUGAGUGUGCAGUGUGUAAAUACUCUAAAUUAUUAUGCUAGAAAAAUAAAGUCGCUACCAUGCUGUGGAA